Messenger RNA from Fusarium mangiferae, 789 nucleotides. RefSeq lists its product as uncharacterized. Bases 1 to 789 code for a protein of 262 amino acids. Lineage: Eukaryota; Fungi; Ascomycota; Sordariomycetes; Hypocreales; Nectriaceae. The record is from RefSeq and is a predicted model, not a curated record. The transcript has 2 exons.
AUGCAGUUCACCAUCUCCGCCGCUGCCCUCAUGGCCUUCGCCGCUAAGGCCCUCGCCCAGGUCGCCGACUUCGACCCCGUUCUCACUCCCACCAACUGGGAGGAGGUCUCCGCUGGCACCACCCUCGACAUCACCUGGCAGGCCAAGCCCAAGUACUCCGGCGAGAAGAUCUCCAUCUCUCUCAUCGGUGGUGCUACCCAGAACACCCAGGUCCCCAUCAAGACCAUUGCCACUGGCAUUGACAACGACGCUGCUUCCUACAGCUGGGCCAUUGACUCCACCCUCGGAACCGAGAACGUCUACGGUCUCGUCCUGAAGCUCGAGAGCAACCCCGAGGUUUUCCAGUACUCUUUCCCCUUCAAGAUUGAGGGUGGCAAGAAGUCCGAGGAGAAGCCCUCUCAGACCAAGAACGACUACGAGGUCCCCUCCUCCGUCGCCCCCAAGCCUACCAAGCCCGCUUACCCCGUCCCUGAGACCACCGUCGUUGCUGUUUCCGAGACCGUCACCGUCCCUUGCAACAACACUGCUGGUUCUCCCACCACCUUUGUCCCCGUUGUCAAGACUCACUACCCUGCUCCUCCUGCUCCCCCUGCCCACAACGGCACUACUCCCAACCCUCCCGUCUACACCCACCCUGCCCAGCCUCCUGUUGUUCCUACUCAGCCCGCUGGCAAGCCUCCCGUCUACGGCCAGCCCACCCCUACUCCCGUCCCCGUCUCUGGUGCUGCCCGCUUCGGCGCUCCCAUUGCCGUGGUUGCUGGUCUCGUCAUGGCCGCUUUCGCUCUGUAA